Symbiodinium pilosum is the source of this 1212-nucleotide messenger RNA. Lineage: Eukaryota; Dinophyceae; Suessiales; Symbiodiniaceae. The record is from the annotation of a GenBank genome assembly.
AUGAGCCAAAAAGAGCGCGACAGGACCUACCGGUCGGCGGUCCGCUUCUGUGAGAAGAAUCCUCAAGCUGUCCUACCCAUCCUGGAUGAGGAUGAGGUCCAUGAGCUGCAUCACAAACGACAUGUGGAGCAGCAACUGCGGCGAAUUUGCCGUGGGGAUGGAGCUCUUGCUGAGCGUGUCAGCAGCUUCGCUCGCAGGAUUGGGCUGGCUGAGAAGGAGGAUCAGAUGGACGGCUUCCUAGAAUUGCUGUCUGAUGUUGCUUCCAUCGCAUCUGGCUUUUGCCCUGCCAGUGAGACAGAGUCAGCGGUGAAAGUCGACAAUAUCUGCUGCUGGAGCACUGGCAGGCUAUACACUGAGGCGCUGCUCCUUGUGGGUGUGAGCCGUGAGCGCAAGAAUCUGGGGACCGCUGGUGAGCUGAUGUCUAAGGAAGCCUUUGACGGAGGGCUGCGACAGAACACCCACAAGUCUGCCUUCGAGUUCUUUCUGCCAGUUUGGAUCAACGAGGCGCAUGCUGCCGGGAGCGCGGAAUGGCGUCACCAGCUUUGGAAGCAGGCUGCCAGUGAGGACGCCGCUGCCCUAGAGGUGUUCCCUCGUCUCAUCAACCAGAUGAUGGUGGAGGUGAUGAGACCUGUAGCCGAAACCUUGAAUCGAGUUGUCAAGGACGAGUCCUACCGUCACAAGGACCACUCACCUGAUCUCGGAGCUCUCCUGGUGCUGUUUACCGUGAUGCAGGGGCACAGCGCAUGUCCACCCAGGGAUGGUUUCAUAAGCACAUACGCAGAUGAGAACUCCCUGCGCUGGGUGUUGUGGUGGCAGCGCUCUGGUACUCCGGCAGAGGACGGCCCUGUCUUUCAGGCCACAAAGGUCUCCAGGGAGAUCCUGAUGUUUCAGAUGGCUGUCGUGGACAUUGUCAUCGGAGAUGUCAAGAAGACGCUGGCCGACAUGGAAGAGACCAACUGCAAGCUGCCUGAGCGAUUGGAGCGCUUGCAGUCUGAAUGGCGAAAGCGCAAAGAGUCUGUAGAUGAUUGGGCUACCUACUACCAUUGCAUUGGUACUGCUAGGCCCAACUUUCGCAGCACGGCCGAAUGGAUUGCCAGCUGUGUUCGACUUGCAGCAGGCAAGGGUCCCAAGUAUGGCUCUGGUGGUGGCAAAGGCAACAAGGGCUCCUGCGGUGGCAAAGACGACAAGGGCAAGGGCAAGGGCAACUUUUGA